AUGAAAUUAAAAAUGAUUUACAACUUAAAAAUGAAACUGAACCUGCGCAGUGUAUUGAACAAUGUGGAGAAAAAGACAACGGUCAGACAACAUGACUUUAAUAAUGUAACAUCUAAAUCCUUCCUUAUAAAUGAUCAGAAGGAAAUACCAAACCAUUUUCCUACAACAUCCAGGGAUGAGCAACAGAAAUCUUUUGAUGACACCAAUGACAGGAAUGCAAAACAAAAAACUUUGUUACCAGCUGAAUACAAUGAAACUCCAUCUUCAGCACACUUUAUGGGUUAUUUCCUCACUGCCAUUGUACUUUGUAUUGCUGGAUAUAUUGUCUUUCACAACAAGCAGAAGAUUAUUGCAUUCAUCAUUGAGGGUCGCAAUCAGAAACGAAGCCGUCGCCCAAAUUCUGGAGAAUAUAAAAAACUACAAACCAAUGUCGAUGAUGUUAUGAGUUCCCUUGAAAAGUCAACAGCAUCACAAAACUAUAUUUACUAA
Molecule: messenger RNA, 489 nt
Organism: Acanthosepion pharaonis
Lineage: Eukaryota; Metazoa; Mollusca; Cephalopoda; Sepiida; Sepiidae
Source: the annotation of a GenBank genome assembly